AUAUAUAAAUAUGGCGGUCUACGUUUCUUCUAAUUUCAUCACCCUCCUCCACCUUCCCAACUAUUUACUCCCCCUUUAACAUUUCAUCAUUUUAACAACACAGAUCUCACAUUCUCAAACUUUGCUGCCCCAUUUUUAGGUCUUAAAAUCUUGGAAGCCUAAUGGGGGAAGCUCCAGCUUUCUUUGAUGAACAUACUAGUUUUUCAAAUGGGCUGCAUUUAAAACUGAAGGAAUUUGAAUCUGCUACUGCUGUUGGGAAUAAGACAUAUGUGAUUGGUGGGAGUGGACUUGAUGAUCCAACAUUAAAUGGUGUUCGAGUUUUCGAUAAGUCCACUGGUAGAUGGGUUGUUCCAACCGUCUUAGGAACGAAACCGAAAGCAUUCAACGGCCAUUCAGUGUUGCCUUUGAAUAAAGAGAAAAUAUUGAUUAUUAAACAUAAUUCGAAAUCUGAUGAUGGUGUUUGGUUUCUUGAGGUUGACACCCAAUUUGUUCGAGAUCAGAAGGUUAAGUUUGAAACUGAGGUUGUUGCCUGGAGUAAGGGUGUUAUUGGUGAUGCCGAAAGGCCUAUUGUAAUUAGUGGCCCGUCUGGUGUAGGUAAGGGUACACUAAUUAACAUGUUGAUGAAAGAGUUUCAGACAAUGUUUGGAUUCUCGGUUAGCCACACAACACGAGCGCCGAGAGAAAAGGAGGAAAACGGCAUCCAUUAUCAUUUCACUAACCGAAAUGUUAUGGAGGAAGAAAUAAAAGCUGGGAAGUUUCUCGAGUUUGCUGCUGUUCAUGGAAAUCUUUAUGGGACUAGCAUUGAAGCCGUUGAGGUGGUUGCUGAUGCAGGAAAGAGAUGUAUCCUUGACAUUGAUGUUCAAGGGGCAAGGUCUGUGAGGGCUAGUUCACUUGAAGCUAUUUACAUCUUUAUUUGCCCACCCUCGUUUGAGGAGCUUGAGAAGCGCCUUCGUGCAAGAGGAACAGAGACGGAAGAACAGAUUCAAAAACGGCUCAGGAAUGCUAAGGCUGAACUUGAACAAGGAACAUCUUCUGGUCUUUUUGAUCAUAUCUUGGUGAAUGAUGAUCUCAAGACUUGUUAUGAACGACUUAAGAAAAUCCUGGGUCUUGAUGGAAGUACAAUUACGAAUGCUACUCCAAAAACACCAACUGAGGUGUUCGCUUUGCCAACAGACCUCUCAUUGACCAAAGUCGGUGAAAAGAUCCUGAUAAAAAGCAGGAAUGCUGAUCAAAAGACUGUGCUCGAUUUAUCUUCUAUAAAAGGCGGAGCACCUGGCCGGACUAGAGGGCUAAGUAUACACGCUGCUAAUCAGCAUACAGAUAUUGACAACAAUGGUGGCAAUUUCUAGAGGCUGAUAUCUCCAGCUUUCUUAGUACUAACUAAAGUCAUGAAUUCCUUUCCGAUUUAUUAUAUUAAGGAAAACCCGAAAGAGUUGAAUUCAAAAGAGGCGAAUGAAGGUAGUCUUUUAUUUAUUUAUUUUCUUUAAGUGUUGCAUGAUUCCACUUUGUUCAUUAUUUUUUCCAACUUUUCAGUCAUAUGGAUUAUGCUAAUAGUAGAAGAAUGAAUUAGGUUUUGUAUCAUUGGAACAAAAAUUGCAUCUCAAACUCAUUUCUAUUAUCUGAAAAUGAUUGAUUUAUAAAGUAUGGAAACAGAAAUUAAGGAUUUGUGAUUGGCCACCUAUUAUGGGUGUCAAUGUUAUUGUUUUAA
Messenger RNA from Erigeron canadensis, 1708 nucleotides. RefSeq names its product guanylate kinase 2-like. Bases 162 to 1349 code for a protein of 395 amino acids. Lineage: Eukaryota; Viridiplantae; Streptophyta; Magnoliopsida; Asterales; Asteraceae. Gene Ontology annotation, biological process: purine nucleotide metabolic process. The record is from RefSeq and is a predicted model, not a curated record. Gene Ontology annotation, cellular component: cytosol. The transcript has 11 exons. Gene Ontology annotation, molecular function: protein binding; GMP kinase activity.